UUUGAUUCAUUAAGUGUAGAUGUGUUUAUGUAUAAAAAGCACAGGAUUGUCUUCGAUGACAUGCUUCAAGCCAGUUUUCUGUAUUAGUAAAGAUCAAUACAAUGGCUACGAUUGAAUCUAGGUUUCUGUUUAAUCUGAAACGAAGUACAAAUGUUUACAUUGAGCGUGGUAUGAAAAGGUCCAGAUAUGAAGACGACUCUGGAACAUUACACUUGGUUCAAGACAGUGGGCAGAAGGCGAACAAGCUCCCUCGAUCUGAGGUUGAAAAGAUUAUUUCAGAUAAGGUUGUGAAUGCAGUCGAGCAGUCUGACUACAAGAUGAAGAAUCUGAUGGAGAGAAUCGGUGAGGUGAAUGGUGAACCCAGAUACAAUGCCAGAAUCAAGAAACUGGAAGCUCAUGUAAGGAAGAUAAAACGAAGGGGAGAUGCCAUAUUUGCAUAUAUCAGAAAGUUCAGAUCCUUAGGGAUUUCUCAGUCUCCUCCUCCUUUAAGUCCUCCUCCUGUGCAGCCACAGCGAUGCAUCUCUCCAGCUGAACUAAUAAACAAUAUAUCCAGAAAUUCAGUCAAUGGAGGGUGUUUCAGUAACAACGCUUCAGUAUCCUCCGCAGACAAUGAUUGUGAGAUGACCACAUUGAGAAGACCAAAAAAAGGGUUCUGGCAGAGUUUGCAGUCUAAGAAUCAGGUUGUUGACCUUACAGAAGAAGACAGAGCAGCCAGACUGAAUGAAGAGAGCCUGGUUACCCAACCAUCGGCUCAGAAAUUGGAACCUUCGAAACCAGAACAAUCAAAACCCUCAAGCACACCACCUAUAGCCAUUAAAGAAGAAAAUCAAAGUGUUAUGGAAGAGGACCGUGUCAGUUCUUCAGUACAGUUGGAAGGGGAGGACUGGCACUCCAAAGUCCAUCCAUUCCCAAACACUCCAUUUCCCAAAGAGCUUCCAGUUAUUGCUGCCUCUUAUAACUUGCCCCAGAAGCCAAUGGUGAAACUAGCUCGGAUUGGAAGCGCACAAGAAUUAGGCAUCGCGUGGAACGUUGAUCGGAAAGAUCCACAUGUAGCAGAGAUGGAAUGCUACUACAUUUAUGUUUCCCAUGAACAUAAAAACGGCACUUUUUCAGGAUGGAAGUGCCUUGGAGAGAUCAAAGCCAUGCCUCUUCCUAUGGCCUGCAAGGUGUCAGACUGCAAAGGAGAUAAACGACUGUGCUUUAUCGUUGUGGGGAAGGAUAUAUUUGGCCGUUAUGGGCCGUACAGUGACAUACGCACUGUUGCACCAGGACAAAUGUGAUCCUGGCAACAUUUCUCCAGUGUGUAGAAACUUUUGUUCAUAUAAGGUUUGAAGGGGUAUGAAUGUUACUCUUUAUACUGCAAUUUGGAGUAUUUAAUUUAAGAUUUCAAUUUCUUAAAAGAUGUUGAGUUGGGUACAAAUAAAGUUAAAGCUGCUGUUUUUCCUUUUUUUUUUUGUUGUUGUUUUUUUUUUUCCUCUGACGAAAAUAUGUUUUUUUUUUUUUAAGUAUCAGAGAGCCCUGAAAGUCAUUCUUCUUAUAUGAAUCUCACUAACACAAUAGUAUUAAGAAAGAAGCUGCUGUAUUGUAUUGUUUUUAUUAGUUAUAAAGUUGCAAACCGAUUUCAUUUGCCUCUGGUCUUCAUAAUAUGAGGUUUUCGGUGGUAUGAGUCAACAAAGCAAUCACUAGCCAUAAUAGACAGCAGUGAAAUCUGAUUGUUAACGUCUAAUGUAAGUGGCAGUAAACCAUUUCUGAGACAACAUUUGUUUCCUGUAAUGACUACAUUUGAGGAUCCUACU
Molecule: messenger RNA, 1796 nt
Organism: Sinocyclocheilus rhinocerous
Lineage: Eukaryota; Metazoa; Chordata; Actinopteri; Cypriniformes; Cyprinidae
Product: activating transcription factor 7-interacting protein 2-like
Exons: 12
Coding region: 102-1280 (392 amino acids)
Biological process (GO): regulation of DNA-templated transcription
Cellular component (GO): transcription regulator complex; nucleus
Molecular function (GO): protein binding; transcription coregulator activity
Source: RefSeq, a predicted model, not a curated record